CAGUUCCCAUAUAAUCAUGUGACUGCAGCACAUCAACAACGUGACUUUAACGACUUCAUUAUUUACAGUCCAGAUUCAUAUACCGAUGUAAACGACCUCUUGAGUUCUUACUGGCAUCUGUAUUCAAGCUUGAUCAUGCUGAAGGAAACACUGAGGCUGCUGUUUCUCUGGGUUGUGCUGGAGUCGGUCAGCUCCCGCGGCUGUUCCUCAUUCUUCUGUCGGAGGUCACACCGUGUGAUGAGCGGUUCAGAUGGUCCCGAUCCGGGCGCACCUCUGCUGCUCACCCCCUAUCUGGAGAAAGGCAGAAUAGAAGAAGCCAAAAAACUGAGUUUGGUGGGUCCCCUCUCUGGUGCCAAUGUCAAGAGUUACUCAGGAUACCUCACUGUGAACAAGACCUACAACAGUAACCUUUUCUUCUGGUUCUUCCCUGCACAGGAGAGACCAGAGACUGCUCCAGUGCUGCUAUGGCUGCAGGGAGGACCUGGGGGCACCUCUAUGUUUGGCUUGUUUGUGGAGCACGGCCCAUAUUUUGUGCAUAAGAACCUCACAUUGGGCUAUAGGGAUUUCCCUUGGACAUCACGGUACUCAGUUUUGUACAUUGACAACCCGGUUGGCACAGGGUGGAGUUUCACUGAGGAUGACAGAGGAUUUGCCCAAAACCAGGAUGAUGUGGGCAGAGACCUGUACAGUGCUCUGACUCAAUUCUUUCAGAUCUUCAGUGAGUUUCAGCCUAAUCCAUUCUACGCCACGGGCGAGUCUUAUGCAGGAAAGUAUGUUCCAGCAAUUGGCUACUACAUCCACAAAAAUAAUCCCUCUGCCAAAGUGAAGAUCAACUUUAAAGGAGUGGCUAUUGGAGAUGGUCUGUGUGACCCUGAGCUGAUGCUGGGAGGAUAUUCAGAUUUCCUCUAUCAGACCGGCCUUGUAGAUGAACUGCAGAGGCAGUACGUGAAGAUGCAGACAGAUGCAGGAGUCAAACUCAUACAGGAGCAGAGAUGGGUGGAAGCAUUUGAGGUGUUUGACAGCUUACUGAAUGGUGAUGUUGUUCCUUAUCCCUCCUUCUAUCAAAACGCCACUGGUUGCACAAACUAUUUCAACUACAUGCAGUGUCAGGAACCUCCUGAUCAGGAGUAUUUUUCUGCAUUUGUAACACUACCAGACGUUCGACGUUCCAUCCAUGUUGGGAAUCUGACAUUCAAUGAUGGCUCUGAGGUUGAGAAGCAUCUGCUUCAGGAUGUUAUGAAGUCCAUCAAGCCCUGGUUAGGUGUUCUCAUGGACAACUAUAGGGUGUUGAUAUACAGUGGGCAGCUUGAUGUCAUUGUUGCAGCCCCUCUGACUGAGCGCUUCCUGCCCACCGUGAGCUGGUCUAAAGCAGAUGAGUAUAAAAAUGCAGAGCGCUUCCCCUGGAAGGUCCAGCCAGGUGAUACUGAAGUGGCAGGUUAUGUACGGCAAGUGGGAGAGUUCUUUCAGGUCAUUGUCAGGGGAGGCGGGCACAUUUUGCCUUAUGACCAACCAGAGAGAUCAUUCGACAUGAUUGAUAGAUUCCUUUCCACAGAUGGAUUCUCAUCAACCUGAUACACUAAGAUCCAAUAGGAUUUAAAGUGACUAGUGAAUGAAUAUGUGUUCAGUUGUGCAACAAUUUUAAAUGCAAUAAUUGUGUUAUAUUACUAAGAAAUGUAGCAAUUAUUUUAUUGGGAUAUUUUUAAGAGGGAAGGGGUUAUGUUUUAUUGUACAUGAUCUGUUUUUGAUUAAAGUAUGAUUUGAGAAAAAUUUCAUUUUUAUCUUGUGCCAGCUGAAAAUAGAGAGACUGUAUCUUCAAUGCAUUGAUCUUUGAACUUUUAAUUGACGUGGGUUCAGAAAAGAAGUGACUAAGUCAUAGAAGGGCACUUGAAGUACUAAAAAGUACCUUGGUUGGUUUCUGGACAUGGCACAAUGGUUUUUUAUAAAAUCAUGGUAUAUAUU
Myxocyprinus asiaticus (Chinese sucker) is the source of this 1959-nucleotide messenger RNA. It is a transcript of the gene cpvl, whose product is annotated as carboxypeptidase vitellogenic like. The record is from RefSeq and is a predicted model, not a curated record. Lineage: Eukaryota; Metazoa; Chordata; Actinopteri; Cypriniformes; Catostomidae. The annotation marks the transcript as partial. Gene Ontology annotation, biological process: proteolysis. The transcript has 13 exons. Gene Ontology annotation, molecular function: serine-type carboxypeptidase activity.